This is a messenger RNA of Trifolium pratense (red clover), 952 nucleotides long. RefSeq lists its product as uncharacterized. The transcript has 2 exons. Bases 218 to 721 code for a protein of 167 amino acids. The record is from RefSeq and is a predicted model, not a curated record. Lineage: Eukaryota; Viridiplantae; Streptophyta; Magnoliopsida; Fabales; Fabaceae.
GGGGGUUUCCAGGUUUUUCUUAUGUGAUGUUGAAAUUAGUGGUAACAUCCAAAUCAUUCUGAAACUAGUUAUAAGAAAAUCAGAUGGCAAGGUUUUGUGUGCUCAAGGGGAACAAGAUUUUGCAAACUUACUAUUGAGUUUUCUUACUUUUCCUUUUGGAGGAAUCACACGCAUAUUUGGAGAGAAUUGUUCGUUGGGUAGCAUUAGUCGAUUGUACAUGAGCAUAUCUCAUUUAAAUGAAAAUAAAAAUAUGAUAUCAAAAGAAGCUAAGAACAGGCUUGUUGAUCCCUGCAUUGCCCCGCAGUUUAAAUUGAGCAAGCAGAUAUUAACAAUUCUUGAUCCAGAUGUUAUCAAAUAUUAUUUAUGUCAAACUGAUAACGAUAAUUAUGUUCAAUUUUUCAAAGCUGGUGAAAAUAUGAGAUAUGUGGGAUAUCUUCGUGACAGAAUAAAUUUAUCUAUUUAUGAGGCAACUCAUGAAGGUUAUGUCAAAGGUCCAGUUAUGUAUGUUACAACUGAUGAUUUGCUUGUAACACGCUUGUCUCCGAUUUCUGCUCUAGGUUUACUUAACCGUUUCCAAAUUCCUCUUAAUGAUUUGCAAGAAAAGGUUAUCACCAUUGGCAUCAAGGAGGCUCUCAGCAUAUUGUAUGCUGGUUUAACUUCAACAUCUGCCCUUACAAAUGGCUUGGCUCACCUUUUAACCGACGUUAAGGUGGAGCAAUAAGAGCUUACAUCUUGUUGUGUGUUUGAAUGUUCUUUGAGAAAAGUUUGUAAAGACAACCACACAAAAUUUACUAUUUUGAUGUUGUUGUCUUAAUUCUAACAUUAUUGUUUUGAGAUCUUAAGUUUUACUCUGUUUGGAAUUUGGCAUUACAACCUUUAAUUUCUUUUCAUUUUAUCUUUCCAAUAUUUCGUUUUUCAUAUUCAGGUCAUUGUUUCUUGUGUUUAAUGUUUA